This is a messenger RNA of Chanos chanos (milkfish), 2292 nucleotides long. RefSeq names its product oxidation resistance 1b (gene oxr1b). The transcript is spliced from 14 exons. The record is from RefSeq and is a predicted model, not a curated record. Gene Ontology annotation, cellular component: nucleus. Lineage: Eukaryota; Metazoa; Chordata; Actinopteri; Gonorynchiformes; Chanidae. The coding region runs from base 16 to 2292 and encodes 758 amino acids. Gene Ontology annotation, biological process: response to oxidative stress.
AAACCCAAAGGCACCAUGGAGUACUUGGUGGAAUCUCGAGACACACUGAACAGCAUCGCCCUGAAGUUUGACACCACACCCAAUGAACUUGUCCAACUGAAUAAACUCUUCUCAAGAGCUGUGGUACCAGGCAAGGUGCUCUAUGUCCCUGAUCCAGAGUAUGUGUCCAGCGCUGAGAGUUCUCCCUCCCUCAGUCCCAUCAGCCCCCUCUCCCCCACCUCCUCAGAGGCCGACGUGGAGAAGGCCACCACGGACUCUGACGACGCCCAUCGCAGGUUGGCCAUGCCCUCUUUGGCACACCCCUUGCCCCGCCCAGCCCGCAUUGUGUCCUCGACCUCGGAGGAAGAGGAGGCGCUGACGGAGAAAUUCCUCAAGAUCAACUGCAAAUAUAUAACUGAUGGCAAGGGGAUAGUGAGUGGCGUAUUACUCGUCACUCCCAACAACAUCAUGUUCGACCCCCAUAAGUCUGACCUCCUGGUGCAGGAGAGGGGCUGCGAGGAAUAUGGCAUCAUGUGUCCCCUAGAGGAGGUGCAGUCAGCCGCCAUGUGCACGGAGAUCACAGACGGCAGGAUCCGGGAGCUUGUGCCCCCAUAUCUGGAUCUGUCAGUGGCAGGUCCUGAAUCGGGCCACCAGAAGAGGGCUCCACGGGGGGCCACAGAGGAGGUGGGACAGCACCCACGCGAAACAGGCAAUGACAGUGCCAGCACUGCCCCACGCAGUACCGAGGCCUCACUCUCCGAGGACGUCUUCACGGAGUCCGAGCUCUCACCUGUUCGCGACGACGCCGCUACCUCUUCAGAUGAGCUGCAGAGGAACAAGUCGUCCGGAGCCUCGUCCGAAUCGGUUCAGACAGUCAACCAGGCCGAACCAACGUCCGGCACCGCCACAGGCGCCGCGGAGUCCCAACAUACCAGAGGGAGGAAGGUCAAGUGUGAAGGGACAGAUACGAGACAGGAAGAGAGAGAGGGAAAGAGUGUGACUGAAGGAGAAAAGCAGAGCACUGGCAACACCUUAACUGCACAUUCAACGCAGAACGUUCCGGAGAGUAUGUCCGUUGAACAGCCUGCAGGAGGACCCAAAUCUCGCACCACCUCAGAGUCACAGUGUUCAGAUACCGUGGCCGCUGAAGAUCCUGGGUCAGCACCUGGUCCCACCGCAGAAAAAGAAAUGCAUGUCACAGAGUCAGCCAAUAAUCUGAAGGAAGGAGAGCAGGUGACCACUGGCAAGACCACAUCGGAUUCAGCAGAGGAGGGGAAAGCAACAGAGGAAGGUGUGCUGGAGUCCAAGGAGAAACGGAGGUCCAAGUCCCAUAAGUUCUUGUGCUUGCGGGUUGGCAGGGCCAUGCGGAAGACCUUUGUGUCUCAUGCCAGUGCGUCUAUGCAGCAGUACGCCCAGAGAGACAGGAAGCAUGAGUACUGGUUCGCCGUCCCAUCGGAGAGGUCAGACCACCUGUAUGCGUUCUUUGUCCAGUGGACACCCGACGUUUACGGAGAGGAAAUGAGUGGGGUUAAAAGGGAGCCUGGGUUUGUGGUGGUUAAGAAAAACCAGGAGGCCGGAGACGGGCAGGAGAAAAGACCCAUACCUGAUAUCACGGCUAAAGAGUGGGAGGUAGUGUCAGUGACUGAAUACUACCGGCGGAUUGAUGCGCUAAACAGUGAGGAUCUGCGAUCACUCUGCAAACGCCUACAGAUCACGACCAAGGAAGACAUUAACUCCAAACAUGGUCUGGUGGCAAAGAAUGAUCCAGAGCCGGAAACAUUUAGGCCCAAUCUGAAUGAACCAAGUGACCUUCUGCAGACGGAUCAGAUUGAGAAGGUGAGGAGAGAGGGAACACUGGCAAAGAACCUGCCACCCAGGACAAUUGGAUACCCCUGGACCCUAGCAUUCAGCACAUGCAAACAUGGCAUGAGCAUCAAGAGCCUGUACCGUGCCAUGCAGGGCCUGGACUCACCCGUUCUCAUGGUGAUCAAAGACAGUGAUGGGCAGCUUUUUGGAGCCCUGGCCUCAGAGCCUUUUAAAGUCAGCGAAGGCUUUUAUGGCACAGGAGAGACCUUCCUCUUCUCCUUCUGUCCAGAUUUCGAGGUGUUUAAAUGGACUGGAGACAACAUGUUUUUCAUCAAAGGAGACAUGGAUUCAUUAGCAUUUGGUGGCGGAGGGGGUGAAUUUGGCUUGUGGUUGGAUGGUGAUCUGUACCAUGGUAGAAGCCACUCGUGUAAAACCUUUGGAAAUCCCAUGCUGUCCAAGAAAGAGGACUUCUUUGUACAGAACAUUGAAAUCUGGGCAUUUGAAUAG